Molecule: messenger RNA, 1253 nt
Organism: Salvelinus sp. IW2-2015
Lineage: Eukaryota; Metazoa; Chordata; Actinopteri; Salmoniformes; Salmonidae
Product: lens epithelial cell protein LEP503
Biological process (GO): multicellular organism development
Source: RefSeq, a predicted model, not a curated record
AAUGUUGUAUAUUCAGACCUCUGGUGAGAACAUGUCCUAUAGCUGUCAUUCACAGAAUAAUUUCAACCUGGACGAUGACCACCACGCAGUCAUCCAACAAUAUAGAAAUCAGAAUAGUGGGGCUUACUUAUUUCAACCUGUUCAGAACACAGAUUACCAGAAGAGAGAAACAAUAGGCUGUCACACAGUCCUGGACAAAGAGAGGAGGCAUAUUGUGCGCUUUUACAGUAGAGCUGCAUUGAGCAGGUGAUACUGGAACUAUCCUGAGGGGUGUACUGUAGGUGUGGUGGAUAGAUUAUGCUUUACAUAGAGAGAGACGGAGAGCACCGAGCUAGUCUGUUCCAGACUGGCAAAAACCCUAGAGAUGCAGAGAGAGGGGUGGUGGGGUGCAGAACACACCCAGAGCCAGUGAACAGAAUGUUUCACAACCAGGGGUGACUGGUGUGUCUGUGUUCCAGAGUGUAGAAGAAUAGAAUAGAGAAAGAUCAGGAGCUGAGAGAACACCCCCUGGUGUUGGUAGUGUUGAUGUCACUAUAGGAGGAGCUCUCUGUCCACUCACACCCAGUCCAACCCUGGUCUUCUCCUCUUCCUUUCCUCCUCAACUCCUUUGGGAUUGACCUGACCCCUAUUCCUCUCAUCUCCCAUUUCUAUAAUUUCUUCCUCUUGUCCUCCGUGUGGAGCAGUGCCACAGAACCAUGCACCCCCAGCGUCCUCUCCCCCAGGCCAUGCCCUCCUCCCUCGGGCAGAACCUGCGUGACAUGGCCAUGGGCCUAGGCAGAGGGAAGAACUUCCUUGGUGGGAACAUUGCCUAUGGCUUCAUCCAGUCCCUCAAGGAGUGCUUCUACUUCGUACUCUGCUGCUGGUGCAUCAAGGAGAUACUGGACUGACUGACUGAGACACUACGAGAGGGAGAGAGGGGCACGAGGCUAAGAUGUUAAACACAGCGUGUGAAGCGGUUGCCCAUGAUGCAGUUCUGUAUUCCUGUCUGGAGACUUGAGAAACUGAUGUGCUGCCUGGUGUAUCAGAGGAUCUCUGUUAUUCUCUGAUCCUGAGUCAGUCGGUCUGGAGACCUGCAGUGUGUGUGUGAAGUAUCGUCUUAACACCAAUCAGCUGAUCCUAGACCUGUGGAGAAACCAAACCUGUGAGGCAAUGGACAUGGCUUUUGAUGCUGCUUAGGUCACAUUUAAUUCCAAGUUUUAUUAAUUUCUGUACAGUCUUAAUAUGCAAGGAAUAAAAAUGAAUGUAAUAUCUGA